Brienomyrus brachyistius is the source of this 3966-nucleotide messenger RNA. RefSeq lists its product as uncharacterized. The coding region runs from base 543 to 3788 and encodes 1081 amino acids. The record is from RefSeq and is a predicted model, not a curated record. NCBI's taxonomy places the organism in Eukaryota, Metazoa, Chordata, Actinopteri, Osteoglossiformes, Mormyridae. Gene Ontology annotation, molecular function: DNA-binding transcription factor activity, RNA polymerase II-specific; RNA polymerase II transcription regulatory region sequence-specific DNA binding. The transcript is spliced from 6 exons. Gene Ontology annotation, biological process: regulation of transcription by RNA polymerase II. Gene Ontology annotation, cellular component: nucleus.
UUUUAAUCAAGAAUGAAUUAUUUUGAACAGUUAUGAGGAGAUAUCGCCAAGGACACACUAGAACCGAUAAUUUAGUCAAAUGUUUUCUAAAUGUAUCAGACCAGUGCCAUUCAUUUGCCGCACGCCGUACCAACGCUGCCCCACGUCAAUGAACGCAAAAAGCGUAAGGAGUGUGUAUGUCACAAGUGGAAAUGUGAAACCCAGCAGUUUUCCGUGCACUAUCGUAAUUGGAUAUGGAGGAGGGAAAAGGAGCGAACAUCAUAAGGAGAGAAACAGAAGAAAUACCCUUUUUGCUUGACUAGAACACACCAGUUGACAGGCGAGAUCAGACAGGAAUCCCUGUGGACUAUGAUGUUUGCAGAUGACACUGGGACCAGCUAUUAUAUAUGGCUUGGAGAUGGUGGCACUGACGAAAAGACAGGAGACAGAGUUGGAGGUGGCAGAGUUCAAGAUAUUAAGCUUUGCAUUGGGAGCGACGGAGAUGUACAGGAUUAGGAAUAAGUAUAUUAGAGAGACAGCUCAGGUUGAACGUUUUGGAGACAAUGCCAGAGAGGACAGAGAAGGAAAUGGAGGUGAUUUCUGACCCCGAGGUUUUCCUGGACAUGGAUGUGGCAGCAGAGGAGGUGGUGAUGGAGGAUGAGGUUGGAGCUGAGGUGGUGCUUCAGGCCAGUGUGGAUGACGUGAACAGAGUGCAUUCUCUGGACUUGCUCAGUCCAUCAAAUCUUGAGCAAUUAUGGUACCCUGAGGACUCCAGCGAGGAUGAACAUGGCUUUGAAGAACACAGGCUGGCUCAGAGUGAAAAGGACAACAUGGGUGCAAGCUGCUACCAGGACGGCUGUCUAUGCUGGGAAUGCGGCAAGUGCUUCCAGUCUUUGCAAAUGUUGAUGCAGCAUUUCCGCACACAUAAGGCGCAGGUGCGCUGCAACAUGUGCCGUGUGACUUUCCGACGGAUGGUGUCACUUAGCUUGCACCUAGAAAAUGUCCACAACAACAUCGUUCUCUACUGCACUGCCUGUCACCUGGCUUUUAAAAGCAAGUGGGAGUUCAACAAGCACCUUGAGAAGCAUAGUGGUUUCGAGUUGACUCCAGUGGUGGUGGGAUCUCUUCCAAAGUCAUACACAAGUUCUGAGAUUAGCGAAGAGAUCAAGUCCGAGCUUGGGGGCUUAGCCACCAAAUUGGAAAAUUGUGAGACCGACUCAUUCAGUAUUCCACCUGGGGAGAAUCUGAGAAACUCCAUCCAGGAGUCCAGUUCGCUGCCUGCUUUAGUGGCUAAAGACCAUGCAUACGAAAACAGAACAGACAAUGGAACAGUUACCACCAACUAUGCGCUACGUGUGCGCCAUACGAAAACUGUCACCAUGGUCUUUCCUCGUGAAAGUUUGCCUGAGAGUGCCCACCAGAAGAAGGUCCAGUUCUUUGUGUUCCGCAAUGUGGACCGGGACCAGGAGGGGACUGAGGAGGGAGGACUAGAUGAGAGGGAGGAAGUGUUGCAGGAAGAAGGGGAGGAAAAGGAUGUUAAACCAGAUCCCUCUUCUUUAAUUCCCCCACUUCCUGAGACCUUAGUGUCCUCUGGCUGUAAAAACCCAAACAGCCAAGUCAAGCAGGAAGGCGUGAUAUCUGACAGUAGAGCCUUGAUGUGGGAGGGAGCUCCAGUGGAGGAGGAGGAUGAGUUUCUGGAUGAUAACCAUAGUGAUGGAGGUCAGUCUGUGCAUUCCCAAAAUUCAGACUCUGAUUCAGACGUGUCUGAGUCCUCCACAGAAUCUAUCAGUAGUGGUAACUCCAGCGGUUCCUCCUACCAUCCUCCCCAGCGCAGGGUGAGAAAAUGCAACAAGAAGGUUGCCGUUUGUUCCAUCUGUAAUACCUUCUUUCCUGACACCAAUGCCUUGAUCGAUCACAAUGUCAGAACCCACCCGUCUAUCAAGCCCUCUCGCAUGUAUGUCUGUGACUCCUGCCGUGAGGUCUUCCCACAGCAGGAUAUCUAUAGGAGCCAUCAGUGCCCCAUGAAGACUACCACCAAAAACCAAACACUGCUAUCUGUGCCUGCAUCAACCUCAAAUUUUUUUCCUGACCCUGCUUCUACCCCCACCACUACAAGUGACCCAAAUGCGUCUUCUUGGAAAGACAUCACGUCCAUCCCUGUGAUGACCUCUCGUUUGAGACCAGCUGUUACUUCAACAGCCAUGAGCAUUAACUUGGUGACGUCUUCUAGCAGCCUUGUCUCCAUCCCCAGCUCUAAUCAAGGAUCCUGCGAUGUUGCCGUUCGAGAGCCUGUGCGCUUGUCUGUUCCCUGCCCUCUUCAGAACCCCACGUUAGUCUGUCCCGUCUCAAUGUCAAGUGGCUCUGGUCUUCAGUUGCCAAGCAUUAUGCUGCCAAGCUCUGCACCAUCCUCUCAGUCAGCCUCCAUGCCCGUUAUGGCCACUGUCGUUCUUAGUGGCAGCAAUGCAGUGGGCAGAGUGGCACGGGUUGUCCUGCAAUCUCAAGGUCUUGCUUUUCCAACACCAACUUUGACACAAACAGUAUCCCCAAAACAGCCUGUAAGUCUUUCUUCUGUGCCCAGUCAGGUUAAGACUGUAAACCAGACUCAAGCUUUGCCAUCAGUGCAACUUGCUAACCUUUCACUGAGAGGUGCGAUUCAGCCCCACACACUCAUCAGAUCGUCCCAGCCACCUGGCUCAGCUGCCACUCCUCUCUCCCGUCCACUCACUGUUUCUGUUCGUCUCCCUAACCCAGCCAAAAUUCCAAUCUCCCUCCCUAGUCCAGUUCCAGAUUCUGUCCCUCUUCGUAACCCAGCUCCGGUCUCUGUUACUUUUUCUAAUUCAGCCCCAGUUUCUGUCCCUCUUCGUAACCCAGUCCCAGUUUCUGUCCCUCUUCGUAACCCAGCCCCAGUUUCUGUCCCUCUUCGUAACCCAGCCCCAGUUUCUGUCCCUCUUCGUAACCCAGCCCCAGUCUCUGUCACCUUCUCUAAUUCGCCACCAGUUUCUGUCCCUCUUCGUAACCCAGCUCCGGUCUCUGUCACUUUCUCUAAUUCGGCCCCAGUUUCUGUCCCUCUUCGUAACCCAGCUCCGGUCUCUGUCACCUUCUCUAAUUCAGCCCCAGUUUCUGUUCCUCUUCGUAACCCAGCCGCAGUCUCAGUCACUUUCUCUAAUUCGUCCCCAGGUCCUGUCCCUCUUCACCCGGUUCCUGCCUCUCUUCCAUUCUCUAACUCUGCUCCAGUCACAGUCCGAUUAAACAUGCUAACCCCUGCCCCUGCUAACAUUCCGCUUGCAGCCUCCAUACCCUCACAGGUGGCUUCUGGUGCUACGGAGCCCCUGAAAAUCUUGGGCCUUUAUGUCAACUGCAGCCAGGAACUUGCCCUGCAGCAACGGCUUAACAAAAGCUGGCGAUCCAAGGGUCUUUUCUUCUGCCGCCAGUGUGGUGCCGUCUCACGGCAGCCAUCUCUGGGCGUGCGGCAUCGCUACCUUCACCGUGGCUCUCGUCGACACCGCUGCCACUGUGGCCGGACUUUCCUGCGCCGGCUCCAUCUCCUCCGCCACCACGUCCAACACGCUGAAGCCACCAGAUUUGUCUGUGCCCCAUGUGGCCGGACGUUCGCUGGUGCUCACUGCCUGGCCCGACAUAAGCAGGGUCGAGGAGAUAGGGGUAGGAAGCGGAAGAGGGUAAGAAAAGACUGCCAGACUCCAUUCUCCUGUGACUGUGGUCAGCUCUUCCAAAGACCAACAGCUUUUCUGUGGCACAAACUAAAGAAUCAUAAGUCUAAAGUGGAAUUAGACUACAGAGCCACUAAAUAGCUACGUGGAUUUAGCGAUAUCAUGUGCAGCUGGUAGAAGUCUUCUGAGAUUUGUAGCAUUUCUUUCAGUAAGAAUAAUCAGUAAGAAUAGACAUGAAUUGGUUCUCUUUUUUAUGGCAUACUUUGCUUUUUGUUUUUUGAUUCCAUCAAUAAAAGUGUUACUUUUCAUUUCACAAAAA